CUCAUGGGGCCCCGGGCAAUAGGGGAUCAUGGGGCCCCUGUGUCCUUGCCCAAACUCAAAAAAGCCUAUGAAAAAGAUACCAGGGGCAUCUCAUGGGGCCCCCUACUGACCCCGGGCCCUUGGGCAGUGCCCGAGUUUCCAAAUGGUCAGUCCACCCUGGUAGGAGUAUAGGCUAUAACACGGUUUCUAAAAUUGUGAGUAGUAUCAAAGGAACAAAAACAUGUUAGUAGCUAAUUAGAUCCUAUUGUUUUAUUUUUUACAAAUGUAGCAGAAAAAUAAAAUAUGCAAGAAGGAAUUUCAGUUUAAUUGAAUUCCCCAGUGUAAGCUGA
Messenger RNA from Staurois parvus, 329 nucleotides. Lineage: Eukaryota; Metazoa; Chordata; Amphibia; Anura; Ranidae. The record is from the annotation of a GenBank genome assembly.